UGCUAAAACCCGAACGAAACGGAGAACAAAAUAAGUCAAGGCAUCAUCUAAAUGCUACCUGAAACAAUUUGCUCGGUUCUGCAACACUGCUCCAAAAUCAAAGCAUUUCGUCAAGGGUUUUCCCUUCAUGCCGCUGUUUUUAAAACAGGCAUUCAAUCUGAUGUAUUCUUAUCCAACCAUCUUCUCAACAUGUACGCUAAGUGUGGCAAAAUUUCAUUUGCCCGGCACUUGUUCGACGAAAUGUCUGAGAGAAAUCUCGUUUCUUGGUCAGCUAUGAUUUCUGGGUAUGCCCAGUUUGGGGAUCAUCUAUUAGCUCUCAAACUCUUUUCAAAAAUGCAACUUAUGCCUAAUGACUACAUUUUUGCCAGUGCCUUAAGCGCCUGCGCGAGCCUUCAGGCUGCGGCGCUUGGGCGGGAAAUUCACGCUCAAGCGGUGAAGCUGGGGUAUGCUUCUAUCUGUUUUGUUUUCAAUUCGAUUAUGUCAAUGUACAUGAAAUGUGGUCAUUGUUGUGAUGCUUUGUUGGUUUUUGAUGAAGCGUUGGAGCCGAAUUCUGUUUCUUAUAAUGCUUUGAUUACUGGGUUUGUGGAAAACAAAGAGUAUGAGAAAGGAUUGGAAAUUUUUAAACUUAUGCACGAGAAAGGACUUGUGCCGGAUUGGUUUACGUUUGCUGGAGUGUUGGAGAGUUGCGUAAAUAUGAAUGAUUUGCGUUGGGGAAUGGUGGUGCAUUGUCAAACGUUGAAGCUUAAACUUGAUUCCACUGCUUUUGUUGGCAAUGUGAUAAUGACAAUGUACUCGAAAUUUGAUUUGAUGAAAGAAGCGGAGAAUGUCUUUAGACUGAUUGAAGAGAAAGAUGUUAUUUCGUGGAACAGCUUUAUAGCUGGUUGCUCUCACUGUAUGGAUCAUGAAAAGGGUUUAAGAGUUUUCAAAGAGAUGUCAAAUGAGUAUAUUGUGAGGCCUGAUGAGUUUACUUUUACUAGUGCUCUUGCUGCCUGUGCUGGGCUUGCUUCAAUUCGCCAUGGCAGGCAGAUCCAUGGUCAUCUAGUCAGGGCCAGGCUCAAUCAAGAUGUGGGAGUUGGUAAUGCGCUUGUGAACAUGUAUGCUAAAUGUGGUUCAAUUGGCUAUGCAUACAAGGUAUUUGACCAGAUGCUUCACCGCAAUCUUGUCUCAUGGAACACCAUCAUUACUGCAUAUGGUAAUCAUGGACUGGGAGAGAUGGCCCUAGAACUUUUUGAGCAGAUGAAAGCAUUGGGGGUGAAUCCAGAUUCAGUUACCUUCAUUGGACUUUUAAUGGCUUGCAAUCAUGCAGGGCUUGUGGAGAAGGGCGAGUUUUACUUCAGUUCUAUGGAAAGAAUCUCCAGGAUUGCCCCUGAUAUAGAGCAUUUUUCUUGUCUUAUUGAUUUGUUGGGACGAGCAGGGAAACUGCAGGAAGCCGAGGAGUACAUGAAAAAAUCUCCUUUUGGCCAAAAUCCAGUAGUUUUAGGGAGCUUGCUUUCUGCUUGUCGACUGCAUGGAGAUGUCAUCAUUGGGAAACGUUUAGCUGAGCAGCUAUUAAAACUUCAACCUGUGACUACUUCGCCUUAUGUUCUACUGUCCCACAUGUAUGCUUCAGAUGCAAUGUGGAGUGAUGUUGCGGAGGUAAGGAAGAUGUUGAAGGGUAGUGGGCUAAAGAAGGAGCCUGCCCAUAGUAUGAUUGAAGUGAAGGGAAAUUUUGAAAAAUUUACAGUAGGGAAAUUUUCUCAUGCAAGGAUUGGAGAGAUAAAGUGUAUGCUCAACAUUAUAGGUUGGGCAGCAGCUGAAGUUUCUUUAAAGGAUAUACUUAGUUGAAGAUUUUCUAAAAGCCUUUAAAUAUGCUAUUAUGUUCCUCUUAUCUCAGGAAAAUAAGUGUAGAGGAGGAGCCUUUUUUAACGCUACUCUUAGGUCCUUGUCCAAAAAUUACCAUGUCAAGUUAAAACCUUGACAAUAGUUUUAAAUUUAAUGAGAGGAUAUUCUGCACUAAACAAGAGUGAGAAAUAUUGGUUUAAUCAGAUGGCAUUUUGAGUGUUAAAUUGUGUUGGGCCUGCUGGCAUUUGCUAAAAUAUUACCAACAUUGAGGAAGCAUGAGCAUUUGAAGAAGCUGGAAAUAGAGCAUCAAGCACUUCAAAUGCUACUGCCAGAAGCUGAGAUAUUGAGUGGAAACAACAAAAGAUGCUAAGGAAUUUGGAAUCGAGAGGGACCGAGUAUAUCAGGCUGCAAUCUGAACUUAUGACUUUUACGCAACUAACCAUAAUUGGAAAAGGUGCCUUUGGAGAGGAAAUGGGUUGUAUUUCUGCAAGAUUUCCCAGCAUGUGGUAGCAUUGGGUCCAGCUCGACAACUUUUUAGGCAUUGGAAAAUUGGAAAAAUUUGAUUGCACAGAUCUUCAUUAAAUUCAUUGUGAGUAUUCACUAUUUAUCUACUAAAUGGUGGGUAGCAUGUGGAAAGCUAUAUUUAUUUAGGAUUGUAAAUGGUGGUUAACAAUGAGAGCCUUGUUUUCAUUUCUUAUAUAGAACAUAAAAACAGUGGGAGCCUUGGCCAUUCAAAUUUGAUAGUUG
This is a messenger RNA of Pistacia vera, 2568 nucleotides long. Its product is annotated as pentatricopeptide repeat-containing protein At2g13600-like. The transcript is spliced from 3 exons. Bases 52 to 1824 code for a protein of 590 amino acids. NCBI's taxonomy places the organism in Eukaryota, Viridiplantae, Streptophyta, Magnoliopsida, Sapindales, Anacardiaceae. The record is from RefSeq and is a predicted model, not a curated record. Gene Ontology annotation, biological process: RNA modification. Gene Ontology annotation, molecular function: RNA binding; protein binding.